Dreissena polymorpha is the source of this 1542-nucleotide messenger RNA. Its product is annotated as procathepsin L-like. Gene Ontology annotation, cellular component: lysosome. The record is from RefSeq and is a predicted model, not a curated record. Bases 169 to 1173 code for a protein of 334 amino acids. The transcript has 9 exons. NCBI's taxonomy places the organism in Eukaryota, Metazoa, Mollusca, Bivalvia, Myida, Dreissenidae. Gene Ontology annotation, molecular function: cysteine-type endopeptidase activity.
AUCAUGUCACAUGAUCGGCCAUGUUCUGUCUAUGGUCAUGUUACAGUCAUGUGGUGUAUUUACAAAUAGCACAUGCUUUUAAUGUUGAUUAGAAAAAGGUAUAUAAAGUAGUAGUCCGGAACGUACAAAGUUAUUCUUUGGGAAAUUCAAAACAAACUACCAGUUAAGAUGAUCCGCACAGUCGUACUGUCCUGUCUCGUUGCCUGUUGUCUGGCCUUGAAUGCCCAGCUCAAUGAAGAAUGGGAGUCCUACAAACUGGUCCACGAGAAGGCUUAUGAGGCCAAUGUUGAGAUGCUCAGACGUGAGAUCUGGGAGAGCAACAUCCGGUACAUCCAACAGCACAACCUCGAGGCCGACCGUGGACUCCACACCUACACACUCGGCAUGAAUAAAUAUGGAGACAUGACCCACCAGGAAUUCGUUGCCAUCAUGAACGGUGUUAAGAUGAACCUGAGCGACCCCAACCCCAAAUCCGUCUGCAGCAAAUUCACCCCUCCACUGAACGUGAAACUGUCUGACUUGCCCGACACCGUCGACUGGAGGACGCAGGGUUACGUCACGCCAAUUAAAGAUCAGGGUCAGUGCGGUUCCUGCUGGUCAUUCUCUACAACUGGUUCCCUGGAAGGCCAGAACUUCAAGAAGACUGGUACCCUCACCUCCCUGUCCGAGAAAAAUCUGAUGGACUGCUCACAGAAAUAUGGUAACCACGGUUGCGAGGGUGGGUUGAUGGAUCAAGCUUUCGCUUACGUCAUUGCCAACGACGGCAUAGACACCGAGACAUCAUACCCCUACAAGCCAGUUGAUGGAAAAUGCAAGUUCAACCCCAAAAAUGUUGGAGCUACUGAGAAAAGUUGUAUGGACAUCAAUGCGGGGUCAGAGGAUGACCUUCAAGCCGCCGUAGCAACCGUGGGACCAAUCUCCGUCGGUAUUGAUGCAAGCCACCCAUCCUUCCAGCUCUACAAGUCUGGAGUGUAUAACGAGAAGAAGUGCUCAUCCACCAAUCUCGAUCACGGUGUGUUGGCUGUUGGAUAUGGAUCUCAAGACUCAAAGGAUUAUUGGCUCGUCAAGAACAGUUGGGGAGAGAGCUGGGGAAUGAAGGGAUACAUCAUGAUGUCUCGUAACGUGAAGAACCAGUGCGGUAUUGCCACUGCUGCUAGCUUCCCGACCAUGUAAACUUCUCAUUGGUGGAUUCAAGUGGAACACUCAUUUUGAUUGGUUGUCUAAUUCUUCCUUUACGACAUGUUAACAUCGGAUAACUGGAUUCAAAUUUAGAGACUUCUUUCUUAUUUGCCUAUCCAAAAAUAAGACUCUUUUUGAUAUGGUUGAAUUACGUUGCAAUAAUAGAUUGAAAGUUUUGAGAUCAAUGUUCAGUUAGAUUGAUGAUUCGAAAUCGAGUUUCACAUAGGGUUAAUUACGAAAUAUAUUUGCAAAAUGUAACAUCAAGAUCUGAUUGGAUAUGCUGAAAUUGUGUUGCUGGUUUUUUUGUGUUACAUCGAUAAUACAUGAAUUUAAAGGAAAUAAAAAGCAUGCGUGUUUAUUCAA